AUGAAUAAUGAUCGUUGGAUUGACAACAAGAUUCAUCAUCUGCGUCAUGAAAAUAAUCUCAUCAACACAACCAUCGUAGCAACCAUUUAUGGAGAGAAUAAAAUUGUGUACGGAGUGAAAGACUUACAAAAUGGUCUUGCUACCAUUGAAUUUACAAAUUCACAACUACAAGUCGGAUUUGACACUCUUCGCUUGGAAACCACUCAAUCAAAAACUUUGCAACAAGAUUUUGAAAUUGCAAGUGCAUCAGGUUAUAUUGAAGGAUUUGUGACCAUGCAAAAGAUUUAUAAUCACUGGAUGAAUAUGAACAUCUAUUCUUGGUGGUAUACGAACGAGAAUCGAACCAAUGGAAUGCCACAACAAGUUCGAACAUUCUUUCAUGAUCAAUUGACUUGGAUGGUCCAAAAAUGUAAUACACAUCUGAAUGGAAAAACAGAAGAGGAUUUAUAUUGGCAACAAGUUUAUUUAAUUUAUUUGCAACAACUUGGUCUUGUUAAGGGAUACAAUGACGCAGUACAGCUCAAUUUUGGAGAUAUUUGGGAUAUUGAUGGAAAAGUAUUUGGUUUGGAUUUUUCGAAAAUGAGCCUACCUGAAUUACUGAGCUAUAUGAAAACUCAUUCUCAUUGCUCUGCAUUGUUUAAACUCACUGCAGAUCGAAGAGAUAUUUUCUUUAGUCAUACAGUAUGGGGAUCUUUUAGCACCAUGACACGAAUGCUCAAGACUUAUACCAUGAACUAUUUGAAUCCUCUCACAAAAUCCAAGACUGUGACAUUUUCUUCAUAUCCUGGUACUCUUGGAUCCAAUGAUGAUUAUUAUAUGACCGAUCAGGGACUCGUCAUUAUUGAAACAACGAUCAACAUUUUUAACAAGUCACUUUAUAAUCAUACCAAUCCUCAAUCCUUAUUAUGUUGGAUGAGAGUCAUAUUGGCAAAUAGAAUGUCCUCCAAUGGACCAGAAUGGUACUCUCUAUUCAAGCAAAAUAACGGAGGCACCUAUAACAAUGAAUGGAUGAUUCUCGACGUUAAGAAAUUUACUCCAGGAUCACCAACUCUUCAACCUGAUUUAUUUUGGGUCAUUGAUCAAAUACCAGGUAGUGUGUUGGGUCGAGAUCAAACACAAGUACUCUCUCAAAAUGGAUACUUUGCGUCCUACAAUGUACCUUUCUAUUCUGAAAUUUUUGCCCUGACUGGAUAUUUAGAUCUUCUCAACAAGAAACCAAGCAUGUAUCAUCAUGAUUGGAGUCAUGAAACGUGUGCGAGAGCAGAAAUUUUCAAAAGAGAUCAACAUUUAGUGAAUGAUUUGACAAGCAUGAAAAGAAUCAUGCAAUACGACAAUUAUCAACACGAUGAAUAUUCUUUCAACAACCCAGAUUUAAUUAUUUCUGCAAGAGAUGAUCUAUUUCCUGGUCCAGCCUCAACACGAAGUUGUGCAGGUGGUUAUGAUAGUAAGAUUUCUUCCAUCACUCAUUGGAAAAAGGUUUAUUUUCGAAGUGGACCCUCUCAUGAAUACACUCCAAUUUUCACAUGGUCCAACCAAUGCAAUGUCAGACAUUCACAUAUUGGCAUGCCCAAGACUUGGAACUUUCCUUGGGUGGAGCUGGAGAGUAGAGUUUAG
Molecule: messenger RNA, 1614 nt
Organism: Naegleria lovaniensis
Lineage: Eukaryota; Heterolobosea; Eutetramitea; Acrasida; Naegleriidae
Exons: 2
Coding region: 1-1614 (537 amino acids)
Biological process (GO): phospholipid catabolic process
Cellular component (GO): extracellular region
Molecular function (GO): glycerophospholipase activity
Source: RefSeq, a predicted model, not a curated record